AUGGCUGGGACAGCGAGGCAUGACCGGGAAAUGGCGAUUCAGGCCAAGAAGAGGCUUGUUACAGCCACAGACCCCAUUGAAAGACUCCGGCUGCAGUGCUUAGCCAGAGGGUCAGCUGGCAUCAAAGGCCUGGGCAGAGUAUUUCGGAUCAUGGAUGAUGAUAACAGCCGAACCAUUGACUUCAAAGAGUUCAUGAAAGGGUUAAAUGAUUAUGCUGUGGUGAUGGAGAAAGAAGAAGCCCAAGAGCUCUUUAGUCGAUUCGAUAAAGAUAGAAAUGGGAAAAUAGAUUUUAAUGAAUUUCUUCUCACAUUAAGACCCCCAAUGUCAAGAGCCAGAAAAGAGGUCAUCAUGCAGGCCUUCCGGAAGUUAGACAAGACAGGCGAUGGUGUGAUAACAAUUGAGGAUUUACGUGGGGUGUACAAUGUAAAACACCAUCCAAAGUAUCAGAAUGGAGAAUGGUCAGAAGAGCAAGUUUUCAGAAAAUUUCUGGAUAACUUUGAUUCGCCCUAUGACAAGGAUGGAUUGGUUACACCAGAGGAAUUCAUGAACUACUAUUCAGGAGUGAGUGCAUCGAUUGACACUGAUAUCUAUUUCAUCAUCAUGAUGAGAACCGCGUGGAAACUCUAA
Messenger RNA from Gracilinanus agilis (Agile Gracile Mouse Opossum), 627 nucleotides. RefSeq names its product calcyphosine like (gene CAPSL). The transcript has 4 exons. Lineage: Eukaryota; Metazoa; Chordata; Mammalia; Didelphimorphia; Didelphidae. The coding region runs from base 1 to 627 and encodes 208 amino acids. The record is from RefSeq and is a predicted model, not a curated record. Gene Ontology annotation, molecular function: calcium ion binding.